ACCGCAGUAACGGCAUUAUAGAUCACUCUUCUGACGCUAAAUUCUAUUAUCUUUCGGGUACUGAAAAUAAGGUGGCCAUUCUCUUAAUCUUUCUACGGCUAAAAGAACUGCAAUACUAUGCAUUCAAGUUCACUCAUGCUGAGGCAGUCUCUUCUGCUGCUUCUCUUGCAUCAACGUCUGUUGCAAUUACGCUCGCUGUCAUGGGACA
Messenger RNA from Paraglomus occultum, 208 nucleotides. The record is from the annotation of a GenBank genome assembly. NCBI's taxonomy places the organism in Eukaryota, Fungi, Glomeromycota, Glomeromycetes, Paraglomerales, Paraglomeraceae.